Molecule: messenger RNA, 1639 nt
Organism: Theileria parva strain Muguga
Lineage: Eukaryota; Apicomplexa; Aconoidasida; Piroplasmida; Theileriidae
Exons: 1
Coding region: 1-1422 (473 amino acids)
Source: RefSeq, a predicted model, not a curated record
AUGUCCGAAUUUCAUACAUUAAAAAUUGUUGAGGGGAAUGUAACUAAAACCACGAUAUUCUCAACAGCAGAUAAACCUAUUACUAAAGUACGUCAAGGAUAUAUACCAAUUUGGGAAGGCAAUCCCGGUGAGUCAGCGAAAUGCGUCAGCUAUUUUAGGUUUAAACGGCCUGCUAGGACACUUGUCAAAGUUGAAAUUGAAGGUUAUAAUACAAAUUUUGUUUGUUAUUUUUUUAAAAAUUUUACCCAUUAUAAAGAGGUCACUAAAAAUUAUUUUGAAAACAAAUAUAAAGAACUUAGUAACUAUGUUGAAGACUUAGAAUCUAUAGAUAUUGAUUUAUUAAUAGCUAAGCAGAAACAACCUAAAAAACGCAAAGCCGAUACUGAUGAUACUGGGGGGUCGAAAAAAAAGAUUCCAAGUCAACCUGCUCAACCAAAACCACAACAGAUAGAGCCUGAGGUUGUUCAGGUGGAGGUGGAAUCCGAAGAGGAUGAAUCUACUGAUACAACAACUAAAGACCCAAUUGAGGAACAGAAGAAACAACAGAGAAAAGACUUACUGGAGAAGUUAAAAAAGAAAAUUCAACAGAGAAUGGAAGACAAAUCUAAAAAACCAAGUGAAUCAUCAGUACCUGCAACCACACAAGUUGACGCGGAAAUUGAUGAGGAAGAAGAUAGUGAUAUAUUAAACGAACCUCUUGAUCUAAGUAUUAAAUCUAAGCCUACUCAAUCCACAACGCCUCAAAAAUUACAGUUAGAAACUGUUCAUUUUGAAAUAUCAGAUCAAGAAUCUGAUACAACAACUGAAGACCCAAUUGAGGAACAGAAGAAACAACAGAGAAAAGACUUACUGGAGAAGUUAAAAAAGAAAAUUCAACAGAGAAUGGAAGACAAAUCUAAAAAACCAAGUGAAUCAUCAGUACCUGCAACCACACAAGUUGACGCGGAAAUUGAUGAGGAAGAAGAUAKUGAUAUAUUAAACGAACCUCUUGAUCUAAGUAUUAAAUCUAAGCCUACUCAAUCCACAACGCCUCAAAAAUUACAGUUAGAAACUGUUCAUUUUGAAAUAUCAGAUCAAGAAUCUGAUACAACAACUGAAGACCCAAUUGAGGAACAGAAGAAACAACAGAGAAAAGACUUACUGGAGAAGUUAAAAAAGAAAAUUCAACAGAGAAUGGAAGACAAAUCUAAAAAACCAAGUGAAUCAUCAGUACCUGCAACCACACAAGUUGACGCGGAAAUUGAUGAGGAAGAAGAUAGUGAUAUAUUAAACGAAUCGCUAUUUGGAGAAGAUGUAGAGAAGUGGUUGGAAAGUGAACUUGAAGAUAUUGGUUUAUCGGAAAGUGAACUUGAUUCAUUAUUUGAUGACACAAGUGAACAACAAAAUUAUGAAAACGAGUCAGAAAAAUCAUCAAACGAUUAAAAACACAAACUUUUUUGACUCUUUUUGUAAAUACUAAAAAAACGUAAGUUACUUAUUAUCACUAUUAGGAUAAAUCAUGAAGUACGAACUUAAAUUAAAUUUCAGUGAUAUUUAAUAAAACUAAUAAUGUUUAAUUAAUUAUAAAUCAAAUUAAAAUAUUGGAUUUAAAAUAAUAUAAAAGAACAAGCACUAAUAUAUCUAAAUCUAUUAAAAAUAG